Molecule: messenger RNA, 861 nt
Organism: Lecanosticta acicola
Lineage: Eukaryota; Fungi; Ascomycota; Dothideomycetes; Mycosphaerellales; Mycosphaerellaceae
Source: the annotation of a GenBank genome assembly
AUGGCACCUCAGUCUGGCGCUCUCCUUCCACCGGAGGCCUCCGACGCGGUCCUCCGAAACGGCAUCCAUCACCUUGCGGAGCCGCUACAUGUGACCUUUAUCCAAAACAUCUAUGGAGCCAUGUGUAUCUCAGCAGGAGGUCUUCUCUCCGUCACGCUCGGAGCAGGCUUCGCCGGGAUCCAAGAGCAGAAUAAUCCUGGAAUCCAACGUCUAUUUCAGGGCGCCACCUUCCCUCUUGGCCUCGUGCUGGUCUAUCUCGUAGGAGCGGAGCUCUUCACCGGCUAUCCCAUGUGGUACACCAUGUGCCUCCUUGAGCGGAAGGGCAAGCCGCUACAAUACGUGAGAGGCGCCAUUGCGGCUUGGACUGGCAAUCUACUCGGAGCACUUCUCUUCAGCGCCUUGUUCACCAACGCCACCGAUGCAUUGGAGAAGCAGCCUUGGCACUCUGCCAUUGUUCAGCAGAUCACUGAAGACAUCGUCGACCUGCCAUGGCACGUCAUCUUCCUGCGAGCGAUCGGUUGCGGCUGGUUGACAACCAUUGCCAUGUAUCUCGGAACACAAAAUCAAGACGGCAUCUCCAAGGCACUGUGCUUGCACUUUCCGUUCAUGAUAUCUGCAAGCUCGAGAUUUCCUCAUAUCGUUGAGUAUAUGUAUCUAGCUACUACUGGAAUGCAGCUUGGUGCACCUCUGAGCAUCGUGGGUUUCAUCUGGAAAUGUUUGCUUCCGGUCACCCUGGGCAACAUUGUCGGUGGCGCAUUCUUCACAGGUGCAUAUCUAUGGUGGAUUCAUGUGUACAGCGGAAACCGAGACAAGUACGACGACGGAGAUCUGGACGGCAAUCUGUUGGAUGAGCAUGACUGA